AUGGCAGCUACCGACAACUAUAUGCCCUCCGGGCGCCGGGUGCGCCGCAUCUCCAGUAUUGAGGCCACUCGAGCAGACCUCUUUGGCGGCCCCAGUGUCGUUAUCCCUCCUCAACACCUCAUGGCUCCGAGCGGUGCCUACGAAUCCGCACGGUCCAUGUCCGUGGCGAAGUCGCAUCUCGAUGAUGACAUUUCCUCUCCUGAAACCACUCCUCGUGGGUCCACGCCGUCCUCGGAUGAUGGCCAUGUUACUGCCAGUAAAUAUGCCUUUGCUUUCGACAUCGACGGGGUUCUUAUUCGUGGUGGCAAGGCCAUUCCUGCUGCCGUUGAGGCAAUGAAGGUGCUGAAUGGGGAGAAUGAAUUUAAGGAGAAAGUGCCGUACAUUUUCGUCACAAAUGGUGGCGGAAAGACGGAAGAAGAGAGAUGUAUCGAUCUAAGCAAACAGCUGGAACUAGAAGUUUCUCCUGGCCAAUUCAUCUGCGGACACACGCCCAUGCGAGAAAUGGCCGAAAAAUACAAUACAGUGCUCGUGGUGGGCGGCGAGGGCGAGAAAUGUCGAAUCGUGGCUGAAGGGUACGGUUUCAAAGAUGUCGUGACACCCGGCGACAUAAUAAAAUACAACCAACACACCACCCCAUUCAGAGAACUAACCGAAGAGGAAUUCAAAAACUCACGCACGCGCGACUUCGAAAACGUCGUUAUCGAGGCUAUCUUCGUCUUUGCCGACAGCAGAGACUGGGCUGGUGAUCAACAGAUCAUUCUUGACCUGUGCAUGUCUAAGGGUGGCCGAAUCGGCACACGCUCCGAAACCUUCGACGAAGGACCCCCGGUCUACUUCUCCCACAAUGAUAUCGUCUGGUCUACGUCACACGAACACACCAGAAUUGGCAUGGGAGCCCUUCGGGCAUCCGUCGAAGCCCUCUUCAGAGCCGUCACCGGCAAGGAACUCAAGACCAUCGCCUUCGGCAAGCCACAGCUAGGAACCUUCCAGUUUGCCACGCGUCUGCUCCGACAAUGGCGCAAGGAAACGCACGGCAUCGACUCCGCGCCGGACACCGUGUAUUUCGUUGGCGAUACGCCAGAAUCAGACAUCCGCGGUACCAACGAGUACAACGCCUCGGAUAAAUGUGAGAAUGAUUGGUAUUCCAUCCUGGUAAAGACGGGCGUGUAUGAGGAUGGAACCACGCCACGAUUUCCGCCCAACAAGACCGUCAAUGACGUACUUGAUGCCGUCAAGUUCGGCAUGAAUAGAGAGCAUCUGCGAGAGAUGAAGGAGGCGUCCAUGAGGAAUGCCAGCGUCGCUGUCGUCGAUAAAUGAAUAAGACCGGGGACGUC
Molecule: messenger RNA, 1334 nt
Organism: Histoplasma capsulatum G186AR
Lineage: Eukaryota; Fungi; Ascomycota; Eurotiomycetes; Onygenales; Ajellomycetaceae
Product: phosphatidyl synthase
Exons: 2
Coding region: 1-1317 (438 amino acids)
Biological process (GO): glycerophospholipid biosynthetic process
Cellular component (GO): mitochondrion
Source: RefSeq, a predicted model, not a curated record